AUGGCCUCUGAUCAUACUAAUUACUCUAAAAGAUUUAAACAAGGAGUUGCUCUGGAUAUGAGAUCAGCCGCACCAAAAUUAAUGAACAGUGAUAUCAAUGAUCUCCCUGAUGAUGAUUUGCUUGAGAUCCUUUAUCGACUCUCUUGCUAUAAGUUUGUUGCUAAAUGCAAGCGUGUCUGUAAGCGAUGGUGCAGGCUCAUGUCUGAGCCUUCUUUCAUUGGUGGCUUUGUGAGUCUCAAAAAUGAUAAGCAGUCACCAAUACAACACUCUCUGCUGGACUAUAGGGGAGUAGAAUUCCUCGGCAGAAUGUCAUCUUCCACCAAACCUCUAACUCCCUUGUUUGAACAACUCAUGAGCUUUCACGGUUUGGAAAGACAACCAGUUAUUGUCGCCAGUUAUAAUGACCUGAUUCUUUGCAGCACAAGCACAUUUGAUCAACGUGAUUACUACAUCUGCAAUCCAUCCACAGUCCAAUGGUGUCCUCUUCCUCCACCUCCUCAUGUCUACUACUACACGCCGGUGGGACUCAUCUGCGAUCUUCCCUACUAUGAUUUUAGGCCGACAGGUAAUCAGCGAGGAAGUAUCUUCCACCUUAAUGCUGAGUAUCGAUGCAGGGUGGUGAGAAUAAUUUAUCCUGAGGAUCUAGGCACAGUUUAUAGUGAAAUUAAAGUGCAGAUCUUUUCUUCUGAGACCGCUGAAUGGAUAGAGACAAUUGUAUCAUCCCCUUUACCCUUUCAUCCUUGUGACUAUUGUCAUUGCAGAAGCUAUGGUAACAAUGGAAUGCUAUAUUGGGGCAAUCAUAGAAUUAUUGAUGAGAGAUUUCUCAUUGGAUUGAAUCCGUUCAUAAUCAAAAACAGCAAUAAUACUAGUUUGUAUGGUACUAGCAGCAGCAGUACUACUAUUGGUGUUGAUACUAUCGAUCACAUUCAGAACAAAUGUUUCAUUGGAUUACGCCAAUAUGAGGAGGAUCUUCAUUUUUCAACCCUAGGAGUGUACAAAGGGUGCGUGCGGAUAUUCGAGUAUGAUACUGAAAUGCGUAAUCUAUAUAUUGUGGACUUGAAUGAUAAAGAAAUCCAUGAAGGAGGAGUGUGUCUGAAUCAGAUGAGGGUUUAUAAUCUGAAUGAAGAAAUGGUUCCAAUUGACAAAGAUGAUAUAGAAGUCGCAAUUUUAGGUUUCGACCCAGAUAAUGACGAUGUUUUGUAUCUGGUAAGAGGUGUUGAUAUUCUUAAGUGGAAUAUUCGUACAAGGACAUGGUCGACAGUUGCUGAAGUGAAUCAAGUUUCUGGUGGCUUGUACCCGCUCGCUAUUCCAUGGUGGCCGACACCGGUUCCUAAACUAAAAUAG
Fragaria vesca subsp. vesca is the source of this 1344-nucleotide messenger RNA. RefSeq lists its product as uncharacterized. The transcript has a single exon. NCBI's taxonomy places the organism in Eukaryota, Viridiplantae, Streptophyta, Magnoliopsida, Rosales, Rosaceae. Gene Ontology annotation, molecular function: protein binding. The coding region runs from base 1 to 1344 and encodes 447 amino acids. The record is from RefSeq and is a predicted model, not a curated record.